Trypanosoma grayi is the source of this 990-nucleotide messenger RNA. RefSeq names its product putative protein kinase, putative,cdc2-related kinase. The record is from RefSeq and is a predicted model, not a curated record. Gene Ontology annotation, cellular component: cyclin-dependent protein kinase holoenzyme complex; cytoplasm; nucleus. Lineage: Eukaryota; Euglenozoa; Kinetoplastea; Trypanosomatida; Trypanosomatidae. Gene Ontology annotation, biological process: protein phosphorylation; G1/S transition of mitotic cell cycle; signal transduction. Gene Ontology annotation, molecular function: cyclin binding; ATP binding; cyclin-dependent protein serine/threonine kinase activity. The transcript has a single exon. The coding region runs from base 1 to 990 and encodes 329 amino acids.
AUGAAUCCUGCGGGAGAGGUGAUGUACGACACAUCGGCACUGCCGCCGCGGCGCAGUAUGACGCAGUCGCACUACACCGCCGCGGAGGUGCAGGAGCGAUACGCCCGGCAGGAGAAGGUGGGUGAGGGGUCGUACGGCGUCGUGUACAAGUGCCUUGACAAGCAGACUGGGCAGAUUGUCGCGAUGAAGCGCAUCUCACUGAAGCUGAAGGACGAGGGUGUGCCAGCUACGGCGGUGCGGGAGGUGUCGCUGCUGCGGGAGCUGAACCACCCGUACGUGGUGCGCCUCCUCGACGUCUCGCUGCAAGAGUCGAAGCUGCUGCUCAUCUUUGAGUACAUGGAGAAGGACCUGCAGGGAUUGCUCAAGCAGCGCACGACACCGUUGAUAGGCGGAAAGCUGCAGCGCAUCAUGUUCCAGCUGUUGUUGGGGCUGCACGCCUGCCACAGUCGUCGCUUCGUGCACCGCGACAUCAAGCCUAGCAACAUUCUUAUCAAUCGUGACGAGACCGUCGUGAAGCUGGCGGACUUCGGAUUGGGACGAGCGUUCCGCGUGCCGCUGCAGACGUACACAACCGAGGUGAUGACGCUGUGGUACCGCGCGCCGGAGGUGCUGCUCGGUGACAACCACUACCUUCCCGCCGUUGACAUUUGGUCGAUGGGCUGCGUCAUGGCGGAGCUCGCCAAAGGGUCACCGCUCUUCGCCGGUGAUACCUCCAUCAGUCAGCUGUUCGCCAUCUUCCAAAUCCUUGGCACCCCAUCAGAGGCGACGUGGCGUGGCGUCUCAUCGCUGCCGCACCACAACGUGGACUUCCCGCAGUGGCGCCCAACGCCCCUCAGCGACGUGAUUCCGACACUCGAUCCUGCUGGCGUCGACUUGCUGCAGCAGAUGCUUGUAUACGACCCGCGGCAGCGCAUCACCGCCUACGACGCGAUGCGCCACAGCUGGUUUGAUGACGUUCGGCAGGAGAAGAGUGAUGUGGCGCUUGCAUAA